Hypoxylon trugodes is the source of this 2024-nucleotide messenger RNA. RefSeq lists its product as uncharacterized. Lineage: Eukaryota; Fungi; Ascomycota; Sordariomycetes; Xylariales; Hypoxylaceae. The transcript has 6 exons. The record is from RefSeq and is a predicted model, not a curated record. Bases 249 to 1832 code for a protein of 527 amino acids.
GCUUGCUUGCCGUGCACAACUUGCGAACCCCAAGGUUUGCUUCUUCCUGCUCUAGCUGUUAGUUACCCAACAAACAUACUAAACAUUGCAUAGUGUAUGGUCCAAUUCCGGCCGCAUCGCAUUAUCCUUAUGUUCCACCACGGCAAUAUUUUGAUGAUAGACCAUCUUCUCCUGGUCUAGCGCCUGGGACACUGUCUCCGGGCCAGCCUAAUGUCUUUGCUUCUCAUGCACCCUCCACAGCCCCACCGAUGAUGUCCAAUUAUCCCACUCUACAGCCAAAUCGGCCCAUGACUAUUCAGCCUUCUACUAGCGGUGAAGGCAUGGUCUAUCCCGACACUCUGUCUAGCCAACACUUUUUCCAACCACCGGAAUACCACCAUGGCAUGCCAAAUUCCAUGCCAAAUAGCGUCAUGGGAACUCAAUCUUAUAGCCCACCAUCGGUAAGACAAAAUAGCAUGGCUGAGGGCAUGUCGCCCCGGGAAAUAGAUAGAACUCGAAUUACUAGUAAGCCUCCCGGAUUGGACAUUGUGCAACCUAAUCAGCGGCCCUCUCCUGCGAGACGGGGUCCUUUCAAGUCAAACAACAUCCGAGAGCAGACAGCCGAGACAAGGCGAAUUGGCUCUUGUAUUCGGUGCCGUAUGCAGAGAAUUCGCUGCGAGACCGACCCCACAAACAAAUUAGGCUCCUGUCUGACAUGCAUGAAAGUGACCGGCGCAAAAGUGUGGCGCAUGCCCUGUCUCCGCUAUAAGAUUACAGACGUGAAAUUAUUUAAGCCCGGAAACGUCAAGGGGUAUGAAUGGACCCGAAGGUGGAUAGAGGGCAUCCCAGACGAUAUAUCGCAGUGGGCUUCCGCGGAGACGAAAAAAGUAAAAGUCACCGAGGGGUACACAGAACAGCCAGUAGAGCUUCGCGUCCGCCAAUUCAUCCCACAGGAUGGUGACAGGCUCGAGCGCAGCUGGGUUCACGAUGGAAACAGAAGAAGGGUUAGGAUCCCCCCGUACGCUAUCGUGAACCUUGAAGAGGCAAAAAGUGCCUAUGAUAACUACAUCAAGCUAGGGUUACCUGAGUGCUGCAAAAAGGUCCUCUGGGGGAAGGAUAAGUUAUUGUCUAUGACAUAUGCCGCGGCGAUCAAAGUCUCGAGGGAUUCAUCGGUCGACCCUAAAGAAAGUGCACUACUAAAAAAGGCCCUUCAACUAUGGAUGGCCAUUCGUUUGACCACGAAGUCCACCAUUAUCGUCGGAGAAGAGACAUUAGGUAUGUCUCGCGACAUCAUGGACGAUACUAGCCCGCUUCGAGGAUGCAUCCCCUUACCGCCUGUAAUGGGUGCGCAAAUUGAAUUGGUUCUCAUUCAUCAGAUUCAGUCCGGUCUUCGCCGGGAGAUGCUAGAGAGCUUGCAGGCGAUGACACAGGCCAAUAAGAACCAAACCUGGUUCACGACAUAUCUCAUUACCUUCAUUUUACUUCAUAAUGUAGCCCUUCUAUGUCAGCACGACGCCGGAUACGCUAGGAAGCAUGGAAUCAAGUUGCAGAGCCGUUUCGCGAGACAAGAGAUGGUGAGAGAGUAUCAAAUGGGAGCGAACAUUCUAUUGGCGUAUUUCCAUUAUUGCAACAAAGGCGCACACCCAUUUUCGCCGGAUUUUAAGGAACAGGACUUGAGCAAGAUAGCUGGGUUGGACGAUUCAAAGAUCAAAGUAAUCCAAGCCACGAAACAGAACGUAGAAAAAUACAAGAGACACUGGGCCAAGAUACGGCAGACUGACGAUUACGAAAACGACUUUUACUAUAUAAGCCAACUCUAUGAGGACAGCUGGGCACCACAAUCGACGAUCUAGGCCUGUCUACUUGGCAUGAAUGUAGCCGAAGAAAUGUUGACGUAUUCAUGAUACAAACAUUAUAUACCGUGCUUAUACGAAAGGCAUAAUCAAUGCAACUAACCAUGCACAGGUGGCGGGUGUGAGCCGGUGCAGCAAGCACCACCCCAUUCGUCAGAUCAAGCCAGAUGGACUUCCCGAGAGUCAAGGCUA